Molecule: messenger RNA, 330 nt
Organism: Paraglomus occultum
Lineage: Eukaryota; Fungi; Glomeromycota; Glomeromycetes; Paraglomerales; Paraglomeraceae
Source: the annotation of a GenBank genome assembly
AUGCCAAGAGAUAAAGAAUUUGAAAAGGCUCUCCAAGAAGCGGAAGACCCCAAAAAUAUCGGACAAGGUUCAUGGUCUUUACCACGUAAUGCCACGGCCGCUGAGAAAACUAAAUACGAACUUUGUGAGAAAAUAUUAGGUUAUCAGGAGGAUAAUAAUUUAUCAGACGAAGCCAUGGCACGCAAACUACAUUUAACUCAAACAGAGUUAGAGGACAUUCUUUUUUGUCGGAUCAGACCAUUAAUAAAAUCACUAUCACCGACCAUCCUUGACGAAAAAAAGGCCGAGAAUGAGUUCCCUAUGGAGAUAAUUGCUAGUUUUCUGAUUUGA